This is a messenger RNA of Alternaria postmessia, 1053 nucleotides long. RefSeq lists its product as uncharacterized. The record is from RefSeq and is a predicted model, not a curated record. Lineage: Eukaryota; Fungi; Ascomycota; Dothideomycetes; Pleosporales; Pleosporaceae. The transcript has 2 exons. Bases 1 to 1053 code for a protein of 350 amino acids.
AUGACUCCGCCCCAGCUCUUCAAGAUUCUCGCGCUCUUCCUGCUGGCCGUUUUAACCACGGCUUCACCCAUUGCAAUUCCCACUACUGGGGGUGUCUCGGUCCCGACCACUAUCCCUAGCGACGUCUCAAUCGCUAUCCCAGCCAGUACUUCGGACGAUGUCCCCAACGACGUGUCAACUGAGGUCAACUGCUAUCGCUGUGUAUACAUCAACCUGUUCUGUAAGGAAAUUGGCCUCACUGAGGACCAAUGCUUCCAAUUGCGAUGCAAAGAUCCCGACCAACUCAAUGGCUCCGACUCUGCUACUGCCGGCAAUGUCGUUGCCGAGAGCUCUUCGACUUCUAUGGCUCCAGUAACGAAGCGCGAGGAAGCAAAGCGGUGCUUCUGGGUCUGUAUUCAUACAUACUGCACGCGCCAGUGUAUCGGCGACGACGCCGUUGCAGCUCUCAGGGCCAAUAGCGCGCUCGUCAUCGACGAAGCCGAUAUGAAAACCGACACCACUAUCUCCGUCUCUUCGAGCCAUGCGCAACUAAAGAACCAUUUCCUCUACCAUUGUGACUGGACCUCUGGUAUAUGCUGGACUGACCCUGUUCUUCAAGCUGUAGCUGGGAGCGAAAUCAGCAUCGAGGAAAUUCCGGACAUCCCAACCAAGGUCUGUCGCGAGGUGUGUAGUACGGACGAAUCGCUCUGCGGCAUGGUCUGUGAUGCCGAUGAGAAUGAAGAUAAGAACAUCGACUUUGGGAAGGCUGACUUUGCUAACCGCGGGCUCAAGUGCCACUGGGAAUGCAUGUUUGGCCAGUGUUGGGCUGUCUGUCUUCCGACAACGGCUGUCGGCUCCGCCGAUGCCAAUGCCGAUGCCGAUGCCAAUGCCGUUAUGGGAUUGUCCUCUCUCAAAUACCGCUGGGAGUGCUACUUCGGUCAGUGCUAUGCACGCUGCGUUCCAUCAGCCAAAGGAGAGGGGGCCCAGAAGCGCGGUACAUUACCUCCACCCUGUCAUGAACGUUGUGACGACGACAAGUGCUGGAUUGUCUGUCCCCGUCCACCGAUAGAGUAG